Entamoeba nuttalli P19 is the source of this 1281-nucleotide messenger RNA. RefSeq lists its product as hypothetical. The transcript has a single exon. The record is from RefSeq and is a predicted model, not a curated record. The coding region runs from base 1 to 1281 and encodes 426 amino acids. NCBI's taxonomy places the organism in Eukaryota, Evosea, Mastigamoebida, Endamoebidae.
AUGGAAGUUCAUCGGUAUAAUGAAAAAUUAAAAUUUCUUCAAUCCUCAUUUCCGUGUCUUGAGUUAAAAGUUAUUGAAGAAACAUGGAAGAAUAAUAAUUAUAAUAUGGUACGAACAACAGAUGAUUUAAUGGAAUUAGAAAGUCCAGAAAAUUCACAAUCUGAAACAAGUCCAAAGAAAGAAACCUUAGACACAAAGACAGAUACAUAUGUGGCAAAAGGAUAUGCAACAGGAGAAGUAAAUGAAGUUAUUGUUCAUCCAACUGAAAAAGAAACUCCUCUUUUAUUAUCAAAGAUAAAUGAAACAACAAAUAAGGCAUUUAAUGGCAAUAAGAAAAAUGAAAGAUUAGAAAAUAUUCUUAUUGAUAAAAAGAACCAACAACUAGUCAAUCAAGAUGAUGAUAAUAAAAUUGAUGGUUUUGAUCAGUCUGCAAAAGAUAAGUCAGAAAAGUCUACUGAGAAACUAAAUGCCAAUGAUAAUCAAUUAGUUAAAAUAGUUGAAAGUGAAGAAAACAGUCCAACAAAUCAUAAAACAAAAGAUAAUGAGUCUAUUGAAUCAUCACAAAGUGCAUCUAAUGGAAUAUCUAAUAUAAAUGAAAAAGAUGAACACCUAGAUAUCCAAACAACAACACAACAAAGUAAUAAGAAAACAAUUGAUGAGUCUACAAGAAAAAGUUUUGAUGAAGAAAGAGAUAUAGAAAAGAGAAUUAUUUUAAAUUGUAAAUCAAGAACUAAUGAAGUUGAUGUAAGUUAUUAUAUUCCACCUAGUUAUCUUCAAGAAAAUAGUUGGAUUGGUAUUUAUGAUAGAUUUGAAAUGAAUAUGAAAAAUUAUAUUAAUAGUGCUUAUUGCAAUGGUAAACAAAGUGCAUUUAUUAGGUUUGAGGGAUUAAAGAGAGGGAAGUAUUGUGUUAGAGUUUUUCUUGAUAAUACAAAAACUGAAGUAUAUAAUGCAGCAGAAACGUGUUAUGUUACAGUUGGAAAGGAAGUUGGAGUUAGUGUAGCUGUUGGAAAAGAAAAGAAGAAAAGAUUGAUUAGAGUUAGUGUUCAAGGAAUGGACAAAGCAUAUUGGGUUGGUGUUUAUAAGAGUGCACUAACAUCAGUAUCUAAUAAUGAUUAUUUAUUAGCAAGUGAGAUAACAAAAGAGAAUGAAAUAAUGAUAGAUGUUUCAAGUCUGAAAAUAGGUAAAUAUGAAUGUAGGGUAUUUUGUAAAGAAUCAACAGAAGGGUUUUUAUUUAAGACAUACCAUGCAUGUGGAGAUAAUACAUUUCUUGUUCUUUGGUAA